This is a messenger RNA of Zychaea mexicana, 902 nucleotides long. RefSeq lists its product as uncharacterized. Gene Ontology annotation, molecular function: acyltransferase activity, transferring groups other than amino-acyl groups. The transcript has 2 exons. The record is from RefSeq and is a predicted model, not a curated record. NCBI's taxonomy places the organism in Eukaryota, Fungi, Mucoromycota, Mucoromycetes, Mucorales, Lichtheimiaceae. Bases 50 to 796 code for a protein of 248 amino acids.
UCUUCUCUAUUUCUUCCAUCGUAUUCUUUCUAUACCCUUGCUAGUGCAUAUGUCGCUAUCUCUGUCAACUGCUGCUCCUUUUCCAGCGGACGAGCGUCGUAUCAGUCGCAAACUGACAAUCAACAUCGAACAGAGCCUCAUCAAUGUCCGGCCGGUCAUUAAAGGUGCAAUUAAAGAAGCCGCACACACCUUGGCGGAUGCCUACGCCGGCAAUGCCAUGUUUGACUGUGGCCUCGAUCACCGCAAACACGACGAGUUUCUGUAUACCCUUUUCAAGACCAUGAUCAACAACGCAACCCUCCAAAGUCGUGACUACGCCAUCCAAGUAGAAGGAUGCACAGGUGUGCUCGUGUGGACAAACCAGCCACAGGGCUAUCAUUGGCCACAGGUUUUUGGCACGGCCAAGUUGGCAAGCUUCAUCGGCUGGGCCGCAGCGUUAAAGGCAACCAUCCAAAACCAGCCCUCGAGUGAUAAGAUCCGACGCAAGAUCAUGAAGCAGUAUCCGUACUAUAUCACCAUCGGUUACAUGGGGGUUCUGCCACAUGAGCAACGCAAGGGAUUCGGCUCGGCAUUGCUUCAGCACCUCACGGACAAGGCGGACACGGCCCAGCAUCCGAUCUGUGUCCAGGUGAACGAUGACAAGGCGAUCAAAUUUUUCGAAAAGCACGGAUUUACUAUUGCUGCCAAUCUCAAGAACCAAUCCGUGUUCAUGCUGCGUGAGCCGGUGGUCGCUAGCACCAACAGCGAACCCAAGCCGCUGCGUAUCCGUCCUGGCCGACGUAUUUCGGAUUACUAGUUCUGUUAAACAUUAUAUUGAUUUCCCACAACAUUGACGCAAAAAGUUUCUGAUUUCCACUGCAUUUGCUGUAAUUUCCUACUCCACACUGCUACACUACUUUUUU